CGAGCGGCGCCGCCCGCCCCGUCCAGCCGCGGGGGGCAGCGUCCGCGGCAGCUCGGCGCAGCGCGCCCCGGGGGGCGCCCACGGGAGAGGCUCCCACCCACGCGUGCCCGGGGCGCCCCCGCCCCUCCGCCGCCUGGCGCAGACGCGCACCGACACGCGCGCUCGCACACUCACACGCACACGCUCGCCGCGGCUGCAGCGCGCCGCUCCUCGCCGCCCCGCCGGCGCCCUCCACCAUGGCGAGCCCCGGCUCCGGCUUCUGGCCCUUCGGGGCCGAGGAGGGCUCCGCGGCCGCCGAGAGCCCCGGCACAGCGAGAGCCUGGUGUCAGGUUGCCCAGAAGUUCACGGGAGGCAUCGGAAACAAACUGUGCGCCCUGCUCUACGGAGACGCGGAGAGGCCCGCGGAGACGGGCGCCAGGGCGGCGCCGGGGGCGGCGGAGCAGCGGCCGGCCUGCGCCUGCAGCCAGAAGCCCUGCGGCUGCCAGAAGGCGGACGUGAAUUACGCGUUUCUGCACUCAACAGAUCUUCUGCCAGCAUGCAAUGGAGAAAUAACAACUAUGUCUUUCUUACAAGAUGUUGUGGACAUUUUACUUCAGUAUGUGGUGAGAAGUUUUGAUAGAUCAACAAAAGUUAUUGAUUUCCAUUACCCAAAUGAGCUGCUCCAGGAAUAUAACUGGGAACUGGCAGAUCAGCCACAAACCUUGGAAGAAAUUUUAUUGAACUGCAGAACAACUCUGAAGUAUGCAAUUAAAACAGGGCAUCCUAGAUAUUUUAAUCAACUUUCAACUGGAUUGGACAUGGUUGGAUUGGCAGCAGACUGGCUGACAUCAGCAGCAAAUACUAAUAUGUUCACCUAUGAAAUUGCUCCUGUGUUUGUACUUUUGGAGUAUGUCACACUAAGGAAAAUGAGAGAGAUGGUUGGCUGGCCGGGGGGCUGUGGCGAUGGGAUAUUUUCACCUGGUGGUGCCAUAUCUAACAUGUAUGCUAUGUUGAUUGCACGUUUCAAGAUGUUCCCAGAAGUUAAAGAAAAAGGAAUGGCAGCUAUUCCCAGACUGGUUGCUUUCACAUCAGAACAUAGUCACUUUUCUGUGAAGAAAGGAGCUGCAGCUUUGGGUAUUGGUACAGAUAGCGUGAUUCUGAUUAGAUGUGAUGAAAGAGGGAAAAUGAUCCCAUCGGACCUUGAAAGAAGAAUUCUUGAAGCCAAACAAAAAGGGUUUGUCCCUUUCCUGGUGAGCGCCACAGCCGGAACGACAGUGUAUGGGGCGUUCGAUCCGCUCAUAGCUAUUGCAGACAUCUGCAAGAAAUACAAAAUCUGGAUGCACGUGGAUGGAGCAUGGGGUGGCGGGCUGCUGAUGUCAAGAAAACACAAAUGGAAGUUAAAUGGUGUUGAAAGGGCCAAUUCGGUGACCUGGAACCCACACAAGAUGAUGGGCGUCCCGCUGCAGUGUUCAGCCCUGCUGGUAAGAGAAGAGGGGCUGAUGCAGAGUUGCAAUCAAAUGCAUGCUUCCUACCUCUUUCAACAAGACAAACACUACGACCUGUCGUAUGACACUGGAGACAAGGCUUUGCAAUGUGGACGGCAUGUUGAUGUCUUCAAGCUAUGGCUGAUGUGGAGGGCAAAGGGAACCACAGGAUUUGAAGCACAAAUUGAUAAGUGCUUGGAACUUGCAGAGUACCUAUAUAAUAAAAUCAAGAACAGAGACGGGUAUGAAAUGGUGUUUGAUGGAAAGCCUCAGCACACAAACGUCUGCUUCUGGUAUAUACCUCCCAGUUUACGCAGUAUGGAAGAUAACGAAGAAAGGAUGAGCCGCCUUAUGAAGGUGGCCCCAGUGAUAAAAGCCAGGAUGAUGGAGUAUGGAACAACCAUGGUGAGCUAUCAGCCCCUGGGAGACAAAGUGAACUUCUUCCGGAUGGUCAUCUCAAACCCAGCAGCAACUCAUCAAGACAUCGAUUUCCUGAUUGAUGAAAUAGAACGUCUGGGACAAGAUUUAUAAUAAUCAGGUGUGAAAGUCUGUUCCUGGACCUCUAAGUAGACAAUUAAGUUGUCACAAACUGUGCGAAUGUAUUUGUGGUUUGUUCCAAAGUAAAUCUAUUUCUCUAUUGUGGCGUUGGAGUAGAGUACAGUUUAAAAUCAAGAAACAUGGCUCCUUUAAAGUCCUUUCCUGAGUUUUAGAAUACCUCUUUAAUAAUUAGCUACUCAAAAAGCUGCAUUGAAACAAAUAAGGAAGAGCAGAAGAUACAUACAAUUUUCUCCCCAAUUUUAACACAAUGACUAUUUUAAAUUAAAGGCAAUCAUCAGACUGAAUGAUGCCAGAUUUGCCCGAAAUGGUGACAAAAUCAAACUGGGGGAAGGAAGAUAGUGAGAAACAAAGUAUACAAGCUGUAUGCUUAAAAGUGAAAGUAUUUUGCCUUUUUCUAAGUAUUAGAACAGAAUUUCUAAUUUACCUAUAGCAACAUUUCAAAUGUAUUUAAAUAGGUAUAGUUUUACAAAAGGAAAUAUAUAUAUAUAAAAAAUCCUAUUUUGUAAACUAAAGAUUUUAUUUUAUAUGGGUUAUAAAACUGCAAGGACAGAAGAUGAAAAUUAGCUAGGAUUCUUUUUCUUUUGAUGGAGGUGCCUCAGAUAUUUAUUACUGCUUAUUUUAAAAUGUAAGCCCACGUAUAUUUUUAAGAGGUACCAAUGCCUCAUUUCUCCAUGUCACAUGGAUUGUACAUCUCCAGGAUUGAUUACUGAAAAACCUCAAGAGUACUGCAGCUCUUAAAACCACUUAAUAAGAUCAAUUACAGUACAACAAUAGGAUGCUAUUAUUCCUAAUUAUGUUUCCCACAUGGCCUAACUGAGCAGACGCACAAUCAAUAUACAGUGCUAACCAAGACUGAAAUAAGGUUGUAUCUGGAUGGUUUCUUUGCUCUGUGUUAAAAAAGCCUAUCUAAAAAAGUCACAUAUCUGACUACCUGCUUGUGUGAUAACCAUUUCUUCUAUGACCAAUAUAAAAUUACAUUGAAAAUUAAAUUCGCCUGAAAUUCUGUAUAAAGAAAUAGCACGAAAUCUUACAGCUACAUUAGCAAGGUAAGGACUACAGGUCUGCAAGAUAAGAUCUAAAUUAAAUGUGAGUAUAAUCUGAAUGACAGUAGUGGAGGCUAAGUGACAAACUGAUUUGACAAAGGUUUCUCCCAGUCCUGGACUACGUUGUCGUUUGCAUGGGCUUUUGAAAUUGCUGGAAAAAAUGAGAUAAGGCUACCUCUGCCUAAUACAGCCCAUGCAGAGCCACACAGGUGUUUUUAGAAACCAUGGCACCACUCUUGCAGAACUCACGUGCUGCAUCAUUCCUCAGUGUUAGGAGUGACUCUGACAUGGAAACUUAAAUUCAUUCUUUUCCCCCCCAACAUCUGAAAAUGUUAGUAAGAAUUUUGUGGCUUGGGCCUGUCUAUUUGUAACCCUACUAAAGUUUUGGUUUUAACUUUGCCUAAAUGGCCAACUUUUGUUUGUAAAGCAAUAUUGUUUUGCUGUCUCAAAAAUACUUGAAGAGAAAAAAAAAGUGCAAUGUGGUUUUAAUUUCAUCUAAAGCAGAUAAAUGGAGUAUUGGUUCAAUGUAAUAUGAGGACAUGAAGUAAGAAGAGGAGAUAAAUUGUGUCUGUAAUUGUGUUGCCUUUAUUAUAUUGAUAGUACUGUUUUGUCACCUCAGAUUGAGGCUGUGCACUUUAGAUUUAAACUGUACAAUGUUGCAAAUCAACAUGUGUUGCUGUAUAAGCUUGUACAAUAUAUUAUUGAUAUGUCAUUAUUUGUGUGGUAGUAGUAGUUACUCUUGAUAUUGUAAGACCUGCACUCACAUCAGUCCUUCUGCUAUAUCUUUGCUUGAUAUUAGCCUCUCCUCAUCAGCUUUUAGGCAGACCUCUCACCUCACUUCGGUGGAUUUCCAUUGCUAUCUGCAGUGCAUAAUGUUACAAGUUAAGCUAUAGAGGAGAUGCCAAUUCUAUCAAGGACUCAAAUGUGACCUUUGCUGAACAUGUCAAAAUCAGCAGACCAAUCACUGAAAUACUGGGUAGAGCAGCAAACUGUAUUCUUCUUUCUUGCUGUGAAAAAGGCAAGGAAAGAGCUUAAAAAGUAAAAAUAGUAAAGGGACAAUGGUGAAAGCUAUCAGUAGCCUGGUUACAUCUUGCAUGUGCAACUCUGUUUUUAAAAUGCUAUGUGCAGUGUAUUUAUUAACUGUAUGUGCCAAUCCAACACUUACAUUCAGUGUUCUGUAAGAACCAGCAUUUUUUUCCACGUUACUAUGAUUACUGCAGCCAGGAAAGAGCAGCAUAGCAACCUAUUCUUGUGUUUGACCAAAGUAUCUUAUCUGUGUUGUUGACCUAAAUCCAAAUAAAAGUGUAAAAUGUGA
Messenger RNA from Dromaius novaehollandiae (emu), 4379 nucleotides. RefSeq names its product glutamate decarboxylase 2 (gene GAD2). The transcript is spliced from 16 exons. The record is from RefSeq and is a predicted model, not a curated record. The coding region runs from base 237 to 1994 and encodes 585 amino acids. Gene Ontology annotation, molecular function: glutamate decarboxylase activity; pyridoxal phosphate binding. Gene Ontology annotation, biological process: GABA biosynthetic process; GABA shunt. Gene Ontology annotation, cellular component: cytoplasm. Lineage: Eukaryota; Metazoa; Chordata; Aves; Casuariiformes; Dromaiidae.